UCUCCUCCGAAUUUGUGUUUCUCCACCACACAAUUGCCGAGUUGCCACAUCUCCAUCUCCAGCCCUACCUCUCUCCCUCUCUGCAUCUGCAGCAGUCACAGGUGAGCGUCACUAGGUUGGAGCCCUGGAAAGAUGUAGAUUAGAAAGAGGAAUCAGUCCCUAUCUCCAUCUCCCAUCUGUCCAUGCACCAGUAAACCAAGUAGAAGGUGAAAAAAAAGGGAAGAGAGCCAAGAGAAAAUAGGGAGAGAAAAAUUAGGAGGACAUGAGCAGAGGGAGCGGCUGACACAGCCGCCUGCAGCAGCAUCAGCGUCAACAGCCGCAGUCGCGACCAAGAUCGAAGGAAUUAAGAAGAUCCGAGACCGAGUCCGAGGAGGUGGGGUGCGAAGAAAAAAUAUCGCCGCAGAAAGGAGGCUGUUGACGGCUCGGAAAAUUGUUUCCUUUUCCCUGUUUAUUCGCUUCUCGGCAGGAGGUUCUUGGCGACAAAGAUGGCUGCUUUGGUGGAUUUGGAUCUCAACUGCCGUCCGCCGUCGCCAGAGCCCGCCGCGCCGGAGGAGGUCCCGCGGGCAAUGCUCCGUCAAGAGCAGCACUUUCCUGACCAGAUGAAGGGACUGCAUCAGUUUUAUGGAUCCUUCUGGAAGCAAUCCAGUGAUGCACCGAGCAACCUGCAUCCGACUCAUGAGCAUAAGCCGAUGAAUUUGGGUUCGAGGGGCAAUCAAAAUCCAGAAAUUCCCAGCAAUUCCAAUAAGUGCAAAUCGCUGUCCAAUGUUGCAGAACAGAAUUUGGAUGCUAGGAGUUCAAUCCGGAGAAAAUCUGAUGCUUAUCAUGAUGUGAUUGAUUUGGAGAAGCCAACGACCUCUGGUGAUGCGGUGGAGACUGUUGGUUGCUCUGACUUCGGCAGCCUUGCCAACCAAAAUGGUAGGUCUCAGGACGGCUCAUGCUGCAUUUCACCGGAGAAUAGCUCUCUCGCAGAAUCUGCUCAUUUGCGCAGAGGAUGGAAUUCGUCCCGUGUAAGCCCUGUUUCAGGUUCAGUUGGCUCUAGUGAGACUCCAGACUGCCAGUCCCCUAUCAAACCAAGUACUGAAUCAAGGCAUUCACUGAUUGACCUGAAUAUACCUCAAGAAGAAAGCCUUCUUGUUUUCUAUGCACCUUCUCAAGAAAUGUAUUCUCCUCUGUUCCAUUCUUCCUUGACAUAUCCUGGAAAUUUUUCAAAAAGCUCUAGAGAAGUUCUCCAAAAAGAAUGUGGCUCUACUAUUGGAUCAUUGAAAGGAUCUUCCAUUGCGGUGAUCGAGCCCAGGCCAGCUGCAGACAGUUCAAGGGAUGUGAUAGACGCAUCCUCAGUUCAACAGAAAGACCUUUUUGACCUAAAUGUGCCACUUGAAAGCAUUGACAUGCCAUCAGAAAUAAUCAGCAAUUGCAGAGAUAAGGUUGUGAAUAAUGAUGGAAGUAAAGAAACAGCAUCCAGUCAUUCUUUAUCCAAGAAAAAUAGCCUUCAAGCAGAAACUUCCAGGAAAUAUCUCACUCGAAACGAUCAUAUGUUGGCAAGCAAGGAUGACAAUAAUGUGCUUCUGCAAACCUCAACAAAUAAUGGUAUCGAUAAGGUUCAGCCGCAGGAAUCUGGAACUAAUUACAAGGAACCUUUGAUUUCUGAAACUCCAGUUGAUAAUCAUGUCUGUCCGAGACUUGGAGUAUCCCAUGAUGGACCAUCAAAUUCUCAGGUGACUGUUAGCAUGCUUCAAGGUGAGGCAGAAGGUGAUGACAAAGCAGCUGCUACUGCAGCUGAAACGCUUCUAUUAUUUUUUUCGCAUAAAUCUGCAUGCGCUGCAGAUUGCCCAGGAAGCAAUAGUCGGACAUCAGUUCAGGAUGGAAACGAUGAGCCUCAAUGUUCGUUGGACUCUUUCGGGAAAAUCGUGUUGAAUCUAGAGGAGGUCAGAGAUGACGGUCAAUCCAUCCCUGUGCUACCGCCCAAUAAUGAUGCACCGUCAUGUGGGAUCAAGCUAAAGAGAGGAAGAGGGAUGAGAAAUUUUCAGAGGGAGAUAAUACCUGGACUUGUUUCUCUAGCGAGGCAGGAGAUAUGCGAUGACUUAGAUGCUAUAGGUUAUGAGCCAAAGAAGACUCGAUCUAGGAAAACUCGCAGGGGUCCAGGCGCAUCUUCAACUCGAUCAAGGCCACGCAAGCGUGGCUCCGCUGCCAGGAACUGACCACCAAGAGCAUCUGCAUUCCAUGACAGGGUGCCACAAGGCAGGCAAUUCAGAACAUGAGAGCUCAUUUUAACCAUGUGAAUAUUCAUGUGUAUUGAGCCUAGUUUCAAACUAGGUUUGUUACUGGCCAUUCAGUUGGGGAUAUUCUUUUCUUUCCUCCAUCUAUCUCUUUGAAGUGAUCAGGCUGUUAGAUUGGACCUUUUUUUUCCUUUGCUUUAUAUUUUAGCAAUGAAGGCAUAGUCAGUGUCAUAAUGGCCAGUCUCAAAAGCUAGCCGUUUCUAGCCCUAGACCAGAGACUCAAUUAAGGCUAAAUGGUUGUAUUCUGAUGAUAAGCUAGCAUCUCGUCUUGAAUUAUACCGUGGAUUAGUGAGAAUAUAGUACUUCCCUUGGUCAAA
Molecule: messenger RNA, 2593 nt
Organism: Phragmites australis (common reed)
Lineage: Eukaryota; Viridiplantae; Streptophyta; Magnoliopsida; Poales; Poaceae
Exons: 5
Coding region: 486-2198 (570 amino acids)
Source: RefSeq, a predicted model, not a curated record